UAUUUGAAACUAAUACCAAAACAAAACUGAAAAAAGUCUUAAAUGUGUGAUUAACAGGAUCAAGAUUCCGCCUUCGAUGGUUUACACCAACCACUGAAGUAGAUCUGUGCGGUCAUGCCACUCUGGCCUCUGCAGCAGUGCUAUUCCAACACAUCAAAAAUGUAAAUCCCACCCUGGUGUUUGAGACCAAGAGUGGAGAUCUGCACGUCACCAAGAAGGAGGAAGGGUACAUCAUGGACUUUCCUCUGAAUCCCCCCACCCGAGUGGAACCCAACGACUUCAAAGACACCAUCAAGGCGGCAGUCGGAAACCUCCCGGUUCAGGAAGUUUUAUUUUGCUACAACACCAAGAAGCUGCUGAUUCGACUGGCUGACAGCUGUGACAUCUCCGCGCUUACCAAUCUGAAAGUUGACACUGUGGCUCUUGAGAAUACUGAGAGAAGUGGAAGAUUCUGCGCCGUCAUCGUCACUAUGAAAGGAUCACCAGACUGCCAGCCAGGAUAUGACUUCUAUUCGAGAGACUUUUCUCCAUGGGUUGGAGUCCCUGAGGAUCCUGUCACUGGAUCUAACCACACAGUCCUAGGUAGCUACUGGUCUGAAAAACUAGGAAAGAAGAAAAUGCUGGCUUACCAGUGCUCCAGUCGUGGUGGCGAGCUGGAACUUGAACUGAGAGAUGAUGGAAGAAUCAACAUAGCUGGACAGGCCAUCACUAUUCUGCAGGGAACAAUCAAACUGUAGGCUGAGACAUCCAAGAAGACAGUGUCUGAUGUUCUAUCACAACCGUUGUGUCCCUGCAGAUAGACACUUUGUGGCUCUUGAUUAAAAAUGAGAUGGCUCAAAUAAAAAGAAAAAACACACUCAA
This is a messenger RNA of Oreochromis niloticus (Nile tilapia), 861 nucleotides long. RefSeq names its product phenazine biosynthesis-like domain-containing protein 2. Gene Ontology annotation, biological process: biosynthetic process. The transcript has 8 exons. The coding region runs from base 234 to 737 and encodes 167 amino acids. The record is from RefSeq and is a predicted model, not a curated record. NCBI's taxonomy places the organism in Eukaryota, Metazoa, Chordata, Actinopteri, Cichliformes, Cichlidae. Gene Ontology annotation, molecular function: isomerase activity. Gene Ontology annotation, cellular component: cytoplasm.